Notodromas monacha is the source of this 834-nucleotide messenger RNA. NCBI's taxonomy places the organism in Eukaryota, Metazoa, Arthropoda, Ostracoda, Podocopida, Cyprididae. The record is from the annotation of a GenBank genome assembly.
AUGCUGCUCUCUCGGGAGCUUUCAGCCCCGGGAUUUUCCAGCGGGCCCCGAAAUCCGCCGUUCCGUGAACGCUCUUCUGGGACCUUCGCUUCAGGUCGCAUGAUCCGCCACAGCACUUCAUCCACCUUUUGUCACGAUGCAUCCUCACGACUAGGGACAGCACAUGGCGAGGAAUUGCCAUACUUGUUUGGAGUGCCUCUGGUGGACCAGCCUUCGUAUCUUUCGGCCGGAAAUGCGACGAAGGAUGAGCUGUUCAUGUCGGUGGCCAUGAUGAAGCUUCUGGGCAACUUCGUGCACUCUGGAGGCCAAUUGUUUGCCCGCGACGACGACGACGACGACGACGACGACGACGAGCAUGCGACUCUGGAAGGACAAGCAUCCACUAUGAAGGCAACGAUGCACGAGGUCGUUAUGCAAAACUUGGGGGACAUGAGUGGGUACAAUGACCCGAAUGUCACACUGAAAGCUGGUUUCAAUUUUAAAGCUCAAAUUGAAGCAUUGCCACUCGUUCCGCAGAUUAACAAUUUGCUAUUGUUGCCGGUUUGCCAGAGGGCAGCAGUUGUCAGCACGCAGCGUUCGGGGAAACUUUCUCGCCACGCCUCGUCGCUGUCGCUGUCGCAGGAACAGUGGCCGACUCGACGUCGACACCCCCCGAGGGAGGAGGAAAUUUUUCGAGAAGCUUUAAUUGUCUCGGUGCUAAUACAUCAUCCUCUUGCUCAUUCCGAAAAGAGGGAGACACGACGAGAUGGAAUCUUUGCCAGCGGCGUCUUUGGCGGAUCAAAAACGCUGCGCCGAGUUUCUCUGGGGGUUCGCGGGCCGGAAAACGCGGCAUGA